Molecule: messenger RNA, 2964 nt
Organism: Toxotes jaculatrix (banded archerfish)
Lineage: Eukaryota; Metazoa; Chordata; Actinopteri; Toxotidae
Gene: acvrl1
Product: activin A receptor like type 1
Exons: 10
Coding region: 661-2172 (503 amino acids)
Biological process (GO): cellular response to growth factor stimulus; angiogenesis; protein phosphorylation
Cellular component (GO): BMP receptor complex; plasma membrane
Molecular function (GO): SMAD binding; transforming growth factor beta receptor activity, type I; ATP binding
Source: RefSeq, a predicted model, not a curated record
ACAAUAAGGGGUGGGACAACACUGUAUACUAUUUAAAAAAAAAUCUGUAAUCUUGACUUUGGAUCAGGAACACAGACAACAACAAAGAAGUUCUUUUUUCUUUUCUUUUUCUUUUUUUUACUUAGCGGGACAGAACUUGCAGGGAGCCGUCACUUGGUCCAAACCGACGACGAUGGUUCGUGUUGUCGGUUUAUCAGCGCAGAUUUGGACCGAGAUGAGAUAGGUUUCACAGCUCGCUGCUAGUCGUCCUGCCAGGACACAUCUGCCAGUUCCUCUCUGUUCUUCACUUCUUCCAUUUCCUUUUUACACAUAUUUUUCCUUAGAACUCACUUAUAGUGAAGCGGUUUUCUCUUUAACUCUUUGACCAAAGUGGAAAAAACUGCGGACGACGUUUUCCCACAAAGCGGAGGGCUGGCCGUCACCGAAGCAGAAAAGGAUGUGAGCUCUCCCUGGUUGAAACAUCUGCAGUUGAGCUGUUCAAACGAAACGUAGAAGUAUUUACCCAAUUUUCGGAAUGGAGUCGGUUGUAUUUUAAACUCGUCUUCUAGCUGCUUUUAAUUCAAGUACGUUUUGCCACGGAGGGAAGCUUCGAGCUUACUUUGAUAUGGGAGACGUGCGGCGUUUGGAUCUGUUAAGUUAAAAGGAGAGCAGAAAACAGAGAUGGGAAGCUCUGCUCUGCUCACAGCUGUGGUAGUUGGAGCAUUUCUAUGGAUCGCUGCCAUCCAUGCAGGCACUGAAGAUGAUGGGAGGCUGCUGUGUACAUGCGAGAAUGAAAAAGGCACAUGCAUAAAUGCAACUUGCAGAGGAGACAUCUGUUUCUACACCUGGGUGCAAGGCUAUGAAGAGAAAGGCUGUUUCUCCGCGGAUAGCUACAGGGAGCAGUGCUUGACCUCCUUCAAGCGCUUUUUUGUCCACUGCUGCAGAGAGAACUACUGCAACGCCUUGACCACACCACCUCCAAAUAUUAAUGGCGAACCGACAACAACGCCCCCAGAAUUCCCUCGUCCAACAUUGUGGAUCUCUUUGGUUUUGCUGCUGUCAAUCGUGACUGCCAGUGUGUGUGGCCUGGUGCUGUUCCUGCGCUUCCAACGUGCACCCUGCAAACGCAGGAAUGUAGAAGACCAUGAUUCCACCAAGCUCAAGGUCACCAAUGGAGAUGAUCCCUCAUACGGAGGUAUCUUUGAUGAGUUUUGUACAUCAGGGAGUGGGACAGGACUGCCCUAUCUGGUCCAAAGGACCAUGGCCAGACAAAUCUCACUUGUCGAAUGUGUUGGUAAGGGCAGGUAUGGGGAGGUGUGGAGGGGAACUUGGAUGGGGGAAAGUGUGGCUGUCAAGAUCUUCUCCUCUAGGGACGAGCAGUCCUGGUUUAGAGAGACAGAGAUUUACAAUACUGUACAGCUGCGACACGACAACAUACUGGGUUUCAUCGCCUCUGACAUGACAUCCAAGAAUUCCAGCACCCAGCUGUGGCUCGUCACUCAUUUUCAUGAGCUGGGUUCACUCUACGACUUCCUGCAGUACAGCAGCUUGGAGCCAGAGAGCUGCCUGAGGAUGUGCCUGUCUGUGGUCUGUGGUCUUGUCCACCUCCACACUGAGAUUGUCAGCUCCCAAGAAAAGCCAGCCAUCGCCCACCGAGACCUGAAAAGCCGAAAUAUCCUGGUAAAGCGGAAUGGACAGUGCUGCAUUGCUGAUCUAGGUUUGGCUGUGAUACACUCUCAGUCCCAUGACUACCUCGAUGUGGGCAACAACCCACGUGUAGGGACCAAACGCUACAUGGCCCCCGAGGUGCUGGAUGAGACUAUUUGUAUGGAUGUCUUUGAGUCUUACAAGCAAACUGAUAUCUGGGCCCUGGGCCUGGUCUUCUGGGAAAUUACCCGCAGGACCAUUGUCAAUGGGAUCGUGGAAGAGUAUCGUCCUCCCUUCUUUGACCUGGUGCCCUCAGAUCCCAGCUUUGAGGAGAUGAAGAAAGUGGUGUGUGUGGACCAGCAGAGGCCCAGUCUGCACAACAGGCUCCAUUCCCACCCAAUCCUGUCAGCCACUGCGAGGAUCAUGAAGGAGUGUUGGUACCAGAAGCCACAAGCCCGCCUCACAGCCCUGCGUGUGAGGAAGACGCUCUCCAAACUGGACCAUGACAGUGACUUCAGCAUUGAGAAACUCAAGCAAGAUGUCUAGACCAAGAUGUUUUUUUUGUGUAGCCUAAUUUUCAACAGGCAGAUUUGUGGUGCCUCAAACCAAGAGGCCCCAAAAAGAAAACUAUUAGGACCAAAAAUUUUUGGUAGGUAUUUUUCUUUUUGUCAUGUUCAGAUAAUAAAAGUUUGGAUCUGCCACUUUCACAGAGGAAUAAUUAUCACCAAACAGUUCAUGGGCUAUUUUCUACCCUCACAGGGUUUUAUUCACUUUUGUCUAAAUUGGCCCACCAUCAUGACACAAUGGAAAAUCUUACAUAGCCCAAUUACUCAUCCUCCUUUAAAGAGGAGGAGCUCUGAUACACAGCAAAAUUGCACACAGGUUUUUCCAUAAUGACCAAAGCCACAGAAAACCACAAACAGCAUGAAGGCCUCAGCCGUCUUUACUAUAAAAUACAAUAUGGAAGUAUCAUCAUGCUCAUACCAAAGCACAUUUCAGUACCUGUUCUGUUAGCAUAUGUAACUUAUAUAUAUAAAAUUAGCAUUUAUUAUCUGCACUUAGACACAUUCAGCUAUUAAGUUGUACAUAUUCUAACAGCAUCGGAACUGUUGUCUUUUAUCACUGUUGGGUUUAUUGUAAAUAUAUUUCGAAAAGGGUAUUAUUUUCUGUUAUUCAACAAUGAGACACGUUUAUAUCCUUUUGUACGACACAACUUUUCCAAUUAUUUUUGUACUUUUCUGUAGGCCCACAUGUACCAUCACCAUCACUAUGGUCAGUAAAGGAAUUCACAAACAGAAUGUAAUAAUGUGUAUGUUGAAUAAAGGAUUGUAUUUUUCA